AUGAGUGAGGUAUUCGAAGGAUAUGAGCGUCAGUACUGUGAGCUUUCUGCGAAUCUGUCCAGAAAAUGUCACUCGGCUGGUCUUCUUGCAGCUGGAGAGCAGAAGAAGCAACAGGUUUCUGAAUUAAAAGAAGGAUUGGACGAUGCUGAUGUUCUGAUACGAAAAAUGGACCUUGAGGCUAGAAGUUUGCAGCCAAGCGUAAAGGCUAUGCUACUUGCAAAGCUUAGGGAAUAUAAAUCUGACCUGAAUAAUUUGAAAAGGGAAGUUAAAAAGCUCACAUCAGGUAACUCCAGUCAAGCUGCCCAUGAAGAGUUGCUAGAAUCUGGAAUGGCAGAUACACAAGCGGUUUCUGUUAAUCAAAGAGAAAGACUGGCUAUGUCAACUGAGAGACUGAAUCAGUCUAGUGAUAGAAUCAAAGAGAGCAGAAGAACUAUGCUGGAGACAGAAGACCUUGGUGUCUCGAUCCUUGAAGAUUUGCAUCAGCAACGUGAAACUCUCCUUCAUUCUCAUAAGAAGCUUCAUGGUGUAGAUGAUGCCAUUGACAAGAGUAAGAAAGUGUUGUCUGCCAUGUCUAGAAGGAUGACACGGAACAAGUGGAUCGUCUGCUCCAUAAUUGGAGCACUUAUCCUUGCAAUUAUCUUAAUCUUAUAUUUCAAGAUUAGUCACCAUUAA
Ilex paraguariensis (yerba mate) is the source of this 672-nucleotide messenger RNA. The record is from the annotation of a GenBank genome assembly. Lineage: Eukaryota; Viridiplantae; Streptophyta; Magnoliopsida; Aquifoliales; Aquifoliaceae.